Molecule: messenger RNA, 2430 nt
Organism: Ogataea philodendri
Lineage: Eukaryota; Fungi; Ascomycota; Pichiomycetes; Pichiales; Pichiaceae
Exons: 1
Coding region: 1-2430 (809 amino acids)
Biological process (GO): rDNA heterochromatin formation; negative regulation of septation initiation signaling
Cellular component (GO): nucleolus
Molecular function (GO): phosphatase activator activity; rDNA binding
Source: RefSeq, a predicted model, not a curated record
AUGCUCAAACUACAAGUUUAUAUUGUGCCCCCGAAUGCAUUGAAACCAAGAAAUGCGUUCUCUGGCAUCAAUGGGUCGGCUAACAACAUGGACAUGAGCGUGAUUCAAAUGCAAUCUCAGAUGUAUCCUGGUUCCCAAUCUCAGUCGAAUGCCUCGUAUUAUCCAAAUUUCACUUUGAAUGGAUCCAGCACGCCGCUAGUUGGCGGCUACGCAAAUUUGGGAGCGCAAGGACCUAAAUAUCAACAACCCUCAAUUGCAACUCCAUACGACGGGACUAAGAAAUUCCUCCACAUCACUAGAAGUUCAAAUACUCUUCAAGAGGUUUGUGUUGAGAUUCAGGAGAGAUUUCUCAAGCUGUAUCCAGAUGAGGAGCCAAUAGCUAUCAGCCAAAUUCAGGAUAUCAACGAAUGUGACUUAGACCCGGAUUAUGUGGUAUCCAUGAUUUUUGAUAAUGGAAGUGUUGUCCGCGUUCUUGUGGACAGCGACUUUCAUGAGGAAAGAGAACACACCAUCAAUGGUAAACGUCAUCUUCGCAACGAUUUGAACCAGGUGGUGAAGAAGCUCAGACCUUCUCAAACACAAAAUGUUUGGCAGAGCGCCAGACCUGCCCCUCUUUUGGAAGCAGACGAGAACACGCAUCAAUCGAACUUGACAUUGAUCUCACCAGAUGACGGCAAAAAUGAUGCCACUGUAAUAGUGGAGCCAAGAAAACAAUUGAACCCACGAGUCGCAAGUCCGGUGGUUGCACCUGGAUCUCCAACCAGAAUUACCUCUGGUAUGCUCUCUACGCAAUUCCAACCAGAUUUGUCCAAAGCGAACGAUGAUCAUACAAAGGAGGAUGAAGCUAAUCAGAAUGAUGAUGACGACGACGACGUUCUUACUGACAGUGACCAGUAUCAGAGCGACUCUAACAAGAGUACAUCGUCUUCUGUGCGCAAGAGACCUAGUGUUCCGACAAAAGCAGACGUGAUGAACAGAAUUGCAUCAGACCAAAAGAGAAGUCCUUUGCAGCUUACAGACAUAGCAAAUUCAUCUUUAUCUUCCAUUCCUGCUCAAACACCAACCCCCGCUAAUGUUGUGUCGGCGUCCUUCAAAGGUGCAAAGCCUAUGAAGCCUUCUCAAGUGACCAGAAAACUGAACGAUUCUAUCAAGACGCCGGAGACUGCCACAGCAGAAACUAGUACAACCGAAAAAGCAGGUGCCAAACCAAAGGCUCGGAAACCUAGAGCAAGCAAAAAGGAUACGACUACAGAUAGUGUUCAAUCUCAAUCAGAGAACCCUGCUCCGGAAGCCAAACCACGCAGGGGACGUCCACCAGGAAAAAAGACGGAAAAGAAAGAGGAUCCGAAAGAGAAUGAGAAUCAGAAGUCAAGCGAUAACCCAAAGGCAGAGGAGAAGCAAAAGACCACAAGAAAACCAAGAGCAAAGAAAGAUGGUGCCACUGUGAACACUACAAAUGAGCCAGACUCCGAGAAGACAAAAGAAGCUACGGGGAACACAAAGGAGACGGUCGCAGCAAAGACGAAUGCUAAGACCAAAACUCCCGCCAAAACUCCAGCUAAAGCUUCGGUCAAAGAAGGAGCUCCAGCUUCCUCUCAAGAGAAGAGCGAGUCAAAUAGCAAUUAUUCGAAGAACCAGGUGAUUGGUCUUUUGAAGACGGGAAUCAAGCCAAGGACCAAAUCGAACGAUAACAACGCUACGAGAAGAAAUGAGAUCAGUCCUGAUAUAGACGCGCAGCACAUUAUCACACAACCACGUAAGCGGUCCAAUGGUUCGCUGGACACGACCGAGAAACCGGUUGUGACUGCAUCGCAGCCUAUUGUUUCUCAGGCUGCGGAGAGCGAGUCUGAAUCUAGCGAUGAGGAUGAAGACGACGAAGUGGAAAAAGAGCCAGUAAAGCGUCCCAGAGUAGUGAAAGCCCCGAAGGCAUUACUUGGGAACACCAGCGGACUUUCUUCACGCAACUCGUCAAUUCUAAAUGGCAGCCAAAACUCAGUGCAGAGCCCAAGCACCGAAGAUGGCCGGGUUGUUCCUAAACUUCUGUCGCAAUCGCAAUCGCAGCCCUCUUCGCAGUCGCAAUCGCAAACCCAGAAGCUGACAAAGAGCAUCUCUUCGCUACCUAAACUGUCUCAGCUGAUGGACAGAGGGCUUCCUGACGUUAGAGAGACUAGCAAGACGGAGAAGUCUGUAUCGCAGACACAAAAGACACCGGUCCAAGAAUCUGAGAGCGAAACUGAUUCGGAUGACUCUGACGAUUCUGACGACUCCGACAUGGACUCUGACGAUUCGAAGGACGCUACAUCUGGCGAAGAGGACAUGGGUUCUCAGAAAUACCUGGAUGCCAAAACAGCCAGCAAUAUUGUGGCCAAGGCCAAGGGCAAGAAGCGGAACCAUGGAUUCAUGGAUUUGAUGAAAGAUGCUCGUAAAUAG